Messenger RNA from Melampsora larici-populina 98AG31, 3276 nucleotides. RefSeq lists its product as uncharacterized. Lineage: Eukaryota; Fungi; Basidiomycota; Pucciniomycetes; Pucciniales; Melampsoraceae. Gene Ontology annotation, biological process: cytosolic ribosome assembly. The transcript is spliced from 11 exons. The record is from RefSeq and is a predicted model, not a curated record. The annotation marks the transcript as partial. Gene Ontology annotation, molecular function: ribosome binding; GTPase activity; GTP binding. Gene Ontology annotation, cellular component: ribonucleoprotein complex; cytosol.
CUUGCCCAUGUGGAUCACGGUAAAUCCAGCUAUGCGGAUUCCUUACUGGCUGCCAAUAACAUCAUCUCACCACGGCUUGCGGGAAAAUUGCGUUACCUUGACUCGAGACCUGAUGAACAGGAGCGUGGUAUCACCAUGAAAUCAAGUGCGGUAUCCUUAUCUUACAAAAUCUUACGCAAGGAUUCGGAUGGAACGGAUCAUAUGGAAGACUAUAUCAUCAAUUUGAUUGAUACACCCGGGCAUGUCGACUUUACUAGCGAGGUAUCUACUGCAAGUCGAUUGUGUGAUGGAGCUUUGAUUUUGGUUGAUGUAGUAGAAGGAGUCUGUACACAAACUAUCAAUGUUCUACGACAGGCAUGGAAUGAACAACUCAAGCCUAUCCUUGUGAUCAACAAAAUGGAUCGUCUUAUUACUGAACUACGUCUCUCACCAACAGAAGCUUAUUAUCAUCUUGUACGAUUAGUCGAACAAGUUAAUGCUGUCAUGGGUUCAUUUUUUGUAACCCAAAGAAUGGAACAAGAUUUAAAAUGGCGAGAAGCACAAGAAAAACAAAAUGAAGAUCCGAAUUUAAUCAAACCAGAAGAAUUUCAAGAAACUGAUGAUACCGAUUUAUAUUUUAAUCCUACCAAAGGUGAUGUUUUGUUUUCGUCGGCGAUUGAUAAUUGGUCAUUUACGAUUUCAAAAUUUUCUCAUCUUUGGUCAAAGAAAUUGGGAAUCAAAGAAGAUAAAUUAGAACGUUGCUUAUGGGGUGAUUAUUUCUUUGAUCAAAAGUCAAAAAUGGUCUUAACAAAGAAACAAUUGAAUGGAAGACCAGGUCUUAAACCGAUGUUUGUACAGUUCAUCUUAGAUAAUCUAUGGGCCGUAUAUGAUGCAGUGAUUUUAAACCCUGAUCUGGCUAAAACUCAAAAGAUCAUUAAUUCCCUAGAAAUCAAAAUUCGACCACAAGAGCUUAAAUCUAAAGAUACUAAAAAUUUACUUGGCUCGAUUUGCUCACAAUGGCUACCGAUCUCUACCGCGACUUUUAGAACCAUAGUGACCAAGAUACCUGAUCCUAUCGCAUCACAAUCUCUGCGUCUUCCCAAGAUUCUCCACCCUCACCUCAACGAUCUGAAUGAAUUAGUGGUGACAAAUCCGUUGGAAAAAGAUUUAUAUUCAGGACGCGACUCAGAUGACGCACAUGUAGUGAUUUAUGUCAGUAAGAUGUUUGCAGUUCCAACCAAUGAACUACCGCAGUUUCAAAGAAGGCAGCUUACGGCCAACGAAAUGCGUGAAAAAGGUCGACAAGCUCGUGCAAAUCUCCAAUCUAAGCUUGUACAGGUUGAUGGAGAAACAGUAGAGGCUACGCUUGUAGAGCCUAUAGAAAGAGAAGAACCACCCCAAGAACCUCCGAAAUCGUCUGUGGAACCACCGAUAUCAGAUGAAGACGAAGAAUCUCUCAUCGGGUUCGCGAGGAUAUAUUCAGGAACCGUCAAAGUCAAUCAAAGGCUAACAUGUGUUCUGCCGAGGUACAAUGAGAAAGAUACACCAGAAGCACGCAAAGCGAAUACCAAAGAGGUUACCAUUGAAAACUUGUAUAUGAUCAUGGGACGAUCACUUACUCUGGUAAAUGAAGUUAAAGCAGGUCAUGUCUUUGGAAUUGGUGGUUUGGCUGGAAAGGUUCUUAGGAAUGCCACUUUAUGUGGUAGACCAUUAGCUUCGAAUCCGAUUGUGGACAAUACUAGUGCUACGAUUGCGCCGAUGGAACCUCUUUCAUUACCGCUCAUCAAUCUUGCAGGCGUACGGCUUACUUCAACACCAAUGGUUCGGGUCACCCUCGAACCAAAGCAGCCAUCUGAUAUGCCAAAACUCGUCGAAGGGCUGAAAUUACUCAACCAAUCCGAUCCUUGCGUGGAAACCCUGAUUCAAGACACUGGUGAGCAUGUGAUCUUAACAUCAGGAGAAGUGCAUUUAGAGCGAUGCUUGAGCGAUUUAAGAGAACGUUUUGCAAAGAUCAAGAUACACGCCUCCAAGCCGAUUGUCCCUUUCCGAGAGACUGCGAUUCGUACUACAGAGAUGGUACCUUUAAAAAACCCAGAUCAACCUCGUGGUACUGUUUCUGGUUCAGUUUCAAAUGGCUUGAUAACAUACACUAUUCGAGCAGUACCUUUACCUGAUCAGAUCACCGAUCAUCUGAUCAAGUCAUCAGAUCUGAUUCGAAACAUUGCACCACGUCAUCGGUCGGAUCAAACGAAAAAGACUUUACCUCUACCUUCCAAAGAAGGAAUUGUUUCGACCGAUGAAGUAGAUGACUUACCCCAGACUAAUCUAACAGAUGUUGAUGAUAUCUCUUCUGUAAAGGCUGGAACAGUCUUUUGGAAUAGUCUUGAUGAAAAAUAUCAAGCUUAUCAUUCUUCUACUAAUGAUGAAGAUUUAAAAGAUUUUGUGGAGAAGAUAUGGGCAUUUGGACCUAGACGAACUGGACCUAAUGUAUUAUUAGAUCAAUUACCUCGUUCAAAUCGAUCACGCGUGUUCUCGUUUAGACAUAAAGCAUUACGUACUAAACAACAACCUGAUGCAUCAGUUGUAUCAGAAUCAUUACCUGACUCAAGUGAUCUAGAUUCUAAAGAUGAAACCAAUCCAGCUAGUAUAGAUUUACGUGAAUUUGAUGAAUCGAUUGAAACUGCAUUUCAAUUAACCACCCUCAAAGGACCCUUAUGUGCAGAACCAUUAUCAGGGAUGAGUUUUUCAAUCCAAAAUUUAGAACUAGAUAGGAGCAAAGCUUCUGUAGAAUCAAGUAAAUGGUCUCAACUUACUGGAGAGUUGAUUUCUUCUUUACAAGAAUCGAUGAAGAAUGCUAUGUUGGAUUGGUCACCACGAUUACUUUUGGCUACUUAUAUAUGUGAAAUUCAAGCUACAACUGAUGUAUUAGGUAAAGUAUAUGCAGUAGUCUCUAGAAGAAAAGGAACGAUCAUUUCAGAAGAAAUUAAAGAUGGAACGACGUUUUAUAGUAUUAAAGCUAAAUUACCGAUUAUCGAAUCAUUUGGAUUUAAUGAUGAAUUGAUGUCAAAAACAUCUGGGAUUGCUUUACCACAAUUAAUCUUUGAUGGGUUUUUAAAGAUUGAUCAAGAUCCAUUUUGGAUACCUAAGACAGAUGAAGAAUUAGAAGAUUUCGGUGAGAAGGCUGAUAAGGAAAAUACGGCUAAAAAGUAUAUGGAAUCGGUUAGAAAGAGAAAGGGAAUGUUUGUUGAGAAGAAAAUCGUUCAACAUGCUGAAAAACAAAGAACAUUAAAAAGAUGA